AGCGCGGCCGAGCUCAUGUCUGUCCUCUUCUUCCACACCAUGCGCUACAAAGCAGAUGAUCCUCGCAACCAGUGCAACGACCGCUUUGUUCUCUCCAAGGGUCAUGCUGCACCUGUCCUGUAUGCUGCCUGGGCGGAGGCAGGUUUUGUGAAGGAGUCUGAUCUGGUUAACCUGCGUAAGAUUGACUCUGACUUGGAGGGACACCCCACACCAAAACUGGAUUUUGUUGAUGUAGCUACUGGAUCUCUGGGACAGGGUCUUGGGGCUGCGUGUGGAAUGGCCUAUACUGGCAAACACUUUGACAAAUCCAGUUACCGUGUAUACUGCAUGCUGGGUGACGGAGAGUGCUCAGAGGGCUCAGUUUGGGAGGCCAUGGCCUUUGCUUCCUACUACCAGCUGGACAACCUGGUGGCUAUCCUAGAUAUUAAUCGGCUCGGUCAGAGUGAGCCAGCACCCCUGAAACAUGACAUGGAGGCCUACCGCAAACGUUGUGAAGCCUUUGGUUGGAACACUUACGUUGUGGAUGGACAUGAUGUGGAGGAGCUAUGCAAAGCUUUCUGGCAGGCUCAGCAGGUCAAAGGUAAACCUACCUGCAUGUUCGCCAAGACAUUCAAGGGCAAAGGCCUCAAAGGUAUUGAGGAUUUGGAGAACUGGCAUGGAAAGCCAAUUCCCAGAAAGGUGAUUGAAAUCCUGAGUGAUCUUCCGUCACAGAUCCAGGUGCCCAACAGAUCUUUGUCCCCUAAGCUCCCCAAUGAUGAUACAGCACCGGCUGACCUUAGCCCCAUCUCACUGCCGUCACCUCAGAAUACAAGAAGGAGACAAGGUACCUUCAGAAUGGCAACAAGGCAGGCAUAUGGUGUGGCGCUUAAAAAACUGGGCCAGGCAAGCCAGAGAGUGGUGGCCCUCGAUGGAGACAAAAACUCAACCUUCUCAGAGACCUUCAAGAAGGCCUUCCCUGAACGCUACAUUGAGUGUUUCAUUGCUGAACAGAACAUGGUAGGAGUGGCCAUUGGCUGUGCCACCCGUGACCGCACAGUUGCAUUUGCCAGCACGUUUGCAGCAUUUUUCAGUAGAGCCUAUGACCAGAUCCGGAUGGGAGCCAUCUCCCAGUCGAAUGUCAACUUGGUAGGGUCUCACUGCGGAGUCUCCAUUGGUGAGGAUGGACCAUCCCAGAUGGCCCUUGAGGACUUGGCCAUGUUCCGUGCCAUCCCAACUUGUACUGUGUUUUAUCCCAGUGACGCAGUAUCCACAGAGAGAGCUGUUGAACUUUCAUCCAACACAAAGGGUAUAUGUUUUAUCCGUACAAGUAGACCAGCCACUGCAGUCCUUUAUUCCCCAGAUGAGAAGUUUCAAGUGGGUGAAGCCAAGGUGGUGCGUCAGUCUAACAAUGAUCAGGUGACUGUGAUUGGAGCUGGUGUUACUCUGCACGAGGCUCUCACUGCUGCUGAUAAGCUGGCCGCUCAAGGAAAAAACAUCCGUGUGAUUGACCCAUUCACCAUCAAGCCCCUGGAUGCUGCUACCAUUCUGGCCAGCCGAGCAACAAGGGGACAGAUUAUCACUGUGGAGGACCACUACAAGGAGGGUGGUCUUGGUGAUGCAGUGCUAUCAGCAGUUGGAAGUGAGCCUGGUAUUGUUGUGACCCGUCUGGGAGUGACUGGGGUUCCUCGCAGUGGAAAGCCUCAAGAGCUUCUGGACAUCUUUGGCAUCAGUGCUGACCACAUUAUCAAAGCUGUGACUCAGAACCUUCGCAAACUAAGAACUGCACUUCAUCCUCCCCUCUUUGUUUUGUUUUGUUUUUUAAAUCACAACAAACCUGCAGCUAUCCGGCACAAUCACAGGAACACCUAACUUCUGUUCCAGCUUGAGUUGCAAUGUGCUAACCCUGUAUUACUGUCGCAGAUGAAGGGAGAUGAGUGCAGUGUGGUCAGAGCCUGUAGUGCUAACAAUACUCCCCCGUGUGCACCUUCUAGUACCCUCACCUCCACAUAGGUUCUGCUGUUUACUGUUUUCAGAGUCUUGCAAGAUGCAAAAAUGAAAGCAUCACUGAAUACUGUACUUUACGUGUUAUGCUGACUGAUAUAAAAGCCUGUCAUACAGCAGUGUGUCCUGGUUGUGAUGCACAGGAAACUCAGGCUACAAUGUCUGUGGCAACAAACAUCAAUACUUUGACAUUCCUGGCAACCAUUCCUCAUGUCCUCUCUCUUUGCUCGUAGUCAUACCUAUUUUUAUAAGAAGCACUGUUACUUUUUGUCAUAAAUGUCAUUUCCUAGAUUACUUUUGUAAUUGUGUUCAGUAACUGCCUUUAGUGCUUGGCUAUUCAGUUUUUAAGCAUUCCACUAAUGAUUCCUGACCACACAAGCAUCACACAACAUUACUAGCAUUCAAGCUUACUGAGUCCUGCUAUUACUGCUGUGAUGUGUUGAAAUAAAAAAUAUUCACCCAUCCA
Messenger RNA from Archocentrus centrarchus (flier cichlid), 2446 nucleotides. RefSeq names its product transketolase b (gene tktb). Gene Ontology annotation, molecular function: transketolase activity; thiamine pyrophosphate binding. Lineage: Eukaryota; Metazoa; Chordata; Actinopteri; Cichliformes; Cichlidae. The record is from RefSeq and is a predicted model, not a curated record.